AUGUAUAGGCUUAAUCUACUUCGACGAGCAAUUGCCUUAUGUUUCUUUUAUCAUGCUUUUCAAGCUAGAGGUGUUCGGUUCUUCCCUACCAUUGAAGAGGAAAAUAAUUCAUUGUCCAAAGAUUUUGUCCAUGGUUCAGCCAAACAAAUUCUCAAAAGUUUGAAGUCAAACUCCACUGAAGCACUAACUUCAGGGCAAGGUUCUAGUUCAUGGGAUGAUCCCUAUUUUGUGGCACACCUAACACAUUCUGGAGGUCCUAAUGACAACUACUAUGGCUUACAUGCCAUCAUGGAUGUGUAUGGACACGAACUAAAACAUGGCCAAUGGAGUUCGACUACUUUUUGGAUUAAUCAUGCAGGACAUGGUAAUAAAUCAAGCUAUAAUGCGAUUCAAGUUGGCUGGCAUAUUAAUCCAGAUCGCUACGGCGACUCACAUCCUCACUUCUACACCCGUUGGACGAGAGAUAAUUAUGAUGCAACCGGCUGCUACAACAUGGACUGCCCUGGUUACAUACGGGUAGAUGGCGCUGUUAUAGCUCCUGGUGAUGCUAUACAUCCAGUUUCUAAUGUCCCUAAUGGACCUAGACAAAGUAUCACUCUAAGGGUGCUAAAGGACAAAAAAAGUGGAGAUUGGUGGGUGUAUUACGGCUUCAAUAAAAUCCCGACAGGCGUGGGAUACUUCCCAAGGUCGUUGUUCAGCUACUUAGCAGAAAAGGCGGACGGAAUGCAAUUUGGUGCAUUUGUUAAAUCUAAAAAAGCACUUCCAACUCCUCCAAUGGGCAGUGGUGCCCUCCCAAAUGGUGGUAAGGGUCGCGCCGCAUCAUUCACAGACAUCAGAUUCAUUGACCAGGAUGGAAAUAGUAGACCAAUCAAGGAAGACCUACCCAUGUUUGUUACUGAUAAAAAAUGCCACUCUAUCACCCGUAUUGAUCAUGCUGUAUGCUUUUAUGGUGGUCCUGGAGGUUGUAUGAGAUAA
Triticum turgidum subsp. durum (durum wheat) is the source of this 975-nucleotide messenger RNA. The record is from the annotation of a GenBank genome assembly. Lineage: Eukaryota; Viridiplantae; Streptophyta; Magnoliopsida; Poales; Poaceae.